This is a messenger RNA of Megalobrama amblycephala (Wuchang bream), 3250 nucleotides long. RefSeq names its product glutamic acid-rich protein-like. The record is from RefSeq and is a predicted model, not a curated record. Bases 62 to 3250 code for a protein of 1062 amino acids. Lineage: Eukaryota; Metazoa; Chordata; Actinopteri; Cypriniformes; Xenocyprididae. The transcript has 3 exons. Gene Ontology annotation, molecular function: GTP binding.
CUUGUUUGAUACUGAACUGAGUAAUGAGGAGAUCCAGAGAGAAAUCAGACACUGCAUCUCCAUGAUCCUGCCUGGACCACAUGUGUUUCUCCUACUGAUUCCUCUGGGACGAUUCACUAAACAUGAGGAAACAUCAGUCAAGAUCAUCCAAGAGACGUUUGGUGAGAAAUCUUUAAAGUACACCAUGGUGCUCUUCACCAGAGGAGACGAUCUCAAGGACCAAACCAUUGAACAGUGUUUGGGAAAACCUGGAUCUCCUUUGAUGAAUCUGAUUGAAGCGUGUGGAAACAGAUUCCAUGUGUUCAAUAAUAAUCAGACUGGAGACCGAACACAGGUGUCUGAUCUACUGGAGAAGAUAGACAACAUGGUGACAGCGAACGGAGGGAGUUUCUACUCAUGUAAGAUGUUCAGAGAGAUGGAGAGAGAGAAACAAGAACAACAGAUGAAGAUCCUGAUGGACAGAGUCAGAGAAAGAGAAGAACUGAUGGACAAACUAGAAGAAGAGAUGAGGCAAGAACGACAGACAUUUAAAAAUGAAAUUGAUCAAAUUAGGCAAGGAAAAGAGAAAAUAAAAACAGAAGAAGAGUUUAAUAAGAGAGAAGAGCAAUAUAAAAGAGACAUGAAAGAGAAAGAAGAACUGAUGAAGAAACAAGAAGAAGAGAUAGAAAGAAUGAAGACAAGGAUUGAGGAAGAACGACAGAAUCAAGACAAAGAGAGAACAAGAAUGGAAGAACUCAAAAGAGAAAUAAGAGAACAAGUAAAACAUCAGAGAGAGAUACGAGACGAGAUGAGACGAGAACGAGAGAUAUUUAAACAUGAAAUGGAGGAAAUAAGACAAGAAACAGAAAAACUUCAGAUCAAAUAUGAAUCAGAAAUAGACAGACUGAUGAACAGAACAGAGAAUGAAAGGAAGAAAAGAGAAGAAGAAUUCAGAGAGAGAGAAGAACGAUACCAAACACUAAUGAAAGAGAAAGAAGAGAGUGAGGAAAAGAUGCGUGAGGAGAUGAAGAGAGAACGAGAUGAAUGGGAGAAACAGAAACUAGAGAAAAAGACAAGAAGAGAGGAAGAGACACAAAAAGGUGAAGCAGAUGAAGUUGAAGCAUAUAACGUUGAAGAAGAUGAAGUUGAAGCAUACAACAUUGAAGCAGAUGAAUUUGAAGAAGAUGAAUUUGAAGCAUAUAAUGUUGAAGAAGAUGAAGCUGAAGAAGAUGAAUUUGAAGAAGAUGAAGUUAAAGCAUACAACAUUGAAGCAGUUGAAUUUGAAGAAGAUGAAGCUGAAGAAGAUGAAGUUGAAGAUGAUGAAGCUGAAGAAGAUGAAGUUGAAGAUGAUGAAGCUGAAGAAGAUGAAGUUGAAGCAUACAACAUUGAAGCAGUUAAAUUUGAAGAUGAAGCUGAAGAAGAUGAAGUUGAAGAUGAUGAAGCUGAAGAAGAUGAAGUUGAAGAUGAUGAAGCAGAAGAAGAUGAAGUUGAAGAUGAUGAAGCUGAAGAAGAUGAAGUUGAAGCAUAUAAUGUUGAAGAUGUAGUUGAAGCAUACAACAUUGAAGCAGUUAAAUUUGAAGAAAAUGAAGCUGAAAAAGAUGAAGUUGAAGAUGAUGAAGCUGAAGAAGAUGAAGUUGAAGAUGAUGAAGCAGAAGACGAAGUUGAAAAUGAUGAAGCUGAAGAAGAUGAAGUUGAAGCAUAUAAUGUUGAAGAUGAAGUUGAAGCAUAUAAUGUUGAAGAAGAUGAAGUUGAAGCAUACAACAUUGAAGCAGUUGAAUUUGCAGAAGAUGAAGCUGAAGAAGAUGAAGUUGAAGCAUAUAAUGUUGAAGAAGAUGAAGCUGAAGAAGUUGAAGAUGAAGCUGAAGAUGAAGUUGAAGCAUAUAAUGUUGAAGAAGAUGAAGUUGAAGCAUACAACAUUGAAGCAGUUGAAUUUGAAGAUGAAGAUGAAGCUGUAGAAGACGAAGUUGAAGUACAUAAUGUUGAAGAAGUUGAAGCUGAAGAAGAAGUUGAAGAUGAAGCUGAAGAUGAAGUUGAAGUAUAUAAUGUUGAAGAAGUUGAAGUUGAAGCAUACAACAUUGAAGCAGUUGAAUUUGAAGAUGAAGAUGAAGAUGAAGCUGUAGAAGAUGAAGUUGAAUUAUAUAAUGCUGAAGAAGUUGAAGCUGAAGAAGAUGAAGUUGAAUUAUAUAAUGUUGAAGAAGCUGAAGAUGUUGAAGCUAAAGAAGAUGAAGUUGAAUUAUAUAAUGCUGAAGAAGUUGAAGCUGAAGAAGAUGAAGUUGAAGCAUAUAAUGUUGAAGAAAAUGAAGCUGAAGAAGAAGUUGAAGAUGAAGCUGAAGAUGAAGUUGAAGCAUACAACAUUGAAGCAGUUGAAUUUGAAGAUGAAGAUGAAGCUGUAGAAGAUGAAGUUGAAGUAUAUAAUGUUGAAGAAGUUGAAGCUGAAGAAGAUGAAGUUGAAGUAUAUAAUGCUGAAGAAGUUGAAGCUGAAGAAGAUGAAGUUGAAUUAUAUAAUGCUGAAGAAGUUAAAGCUGAAGAAGAUGAAGUUGAAUUAUAUAAUGCUGAAGAAGUUAAAGCUGUAGAAGAUGAAGUUGAAUUAUGUAGUGCUGAAGAAGUUGAAGCUAAAGAAGAUGAAGUUGAAUUAUAUAAUGUUGAAGAAGUUGAAGCUGAAGAAGAUGAAGUUGAAGUAUAUAAUGUUGAAGAAGUUGAAGCUGAAGAAGGUGAAGUUGAAGUAUAUAAUGUUGAAGAAGUUGAAGCUGAAGAAGAAGAUGAAGUUGAAGUAUAUAAUGUUGAAGAAGUUGAAGCUGAAGAAGAUGAAGUUGAAGUAUAUAAUGCUGAAGAAGUUGAAGCUGAAGAAGAUGAAGUUGAAUUAUAUAAUGCUGAAGAAGUUAAAGCUGAAGAAGAUGAAGUUGAAUUAUAUAAUGCUGAAGAAGUUAAAGCUGUAGAAGAUGAAGUUGAAUUAUGUAGUGCUGAAGAAGUUGAAGCUAAAGAAGAUGAAGUUGAAUUAUAUAAUGUUGAAGAAGUUGAAGCUGAAGAAGAUGAAGUUGAAGUAUAUAAUGUUGAAGAAGUUGAAGCUGAAGAAGAUAAAGUUGAAGUAUACAGUGUUGAAGAAGUUAAAGCUGAAGAAGAUGAAGUUGAAGUAUACAGUGUUGAAGAAGUUAAAGCUGAAGAAGAUGAAGUUGAAUUAUAUAAUGUUGAAGAAGUUGAAGCUGAAGAAGAUGAAGUUGAAGUUGAAGAAGUUGAAGCUGAAGAAGAUGAAGUUGAAGAUGAAGCAAGAUGA